Anastrepha obliqua is the source of this 3029-nucleotide messenger RNA. RefSeq names its product protein vav (gene Vav). The record is from RefSeq and is a predicted model, not a curated record. Gene Ontology annotation, biological process: regulation of GTPase activity; cell migration. The transcript has 15 exons. NCBI's taxonomy places the organism in Eukaryota, Metazoa, Arthropoda, Insecta, Diptera, Tephritidae. Gene Ontology annotation, molecular function: guanyl-nucleotide exchange factor activity; protein binding. Gene Ontology annotation, cellular component: cytoplasm. The annotation marks the transcript as partial.
UUAUGCUGCAAAAAUAUAAAACUUUUUCUGGAUGUUUGCCGCAAUCAUUUUGGACUGCGCGAUUCUGAUCUCUUUGAGCCUACAAUGCUGUACGAUUUGAUUAAUUUCCAUCGAGUGCUGAUAACACUUUCCAAAUUAUCGCAAUGCCGCAAAGUACAACAACUGCAUCCGGACCUAAUAGGCUUCAAUAUUCAACUAUCGCCCAGUGAACGCUCCCACUCCGAUGAGGCCAUUUACAAGGACCUGCACUCGACUGAGCAGAAAAAGAAUAACAGCAUUGACGGACCAGCAGAGAAUUUUGAUCGCAUUUCGUACAGUGGCUCACUCUCUAUUGACGAUGAGAAUAGCGACAUAACGAUCGAAAAUGGAACUGAAGAUACCGAGGAUUUUGAAGAGGAUAUGAUUUCAAAUUUAUUCGCCCUCGACGAUGAACAGCAAUCCGUCAGCAUUACUAGCUCUGCCCCGUCGAAUUCGCACACCCGCAGUGCCACAGUGAGCAGUUUUAGUGGCCUAAGUAGUCGUGGUUAUGCUGACGGCGCCUCUGUCGGCGGCGACAGCUUAAGCGCUGUCAGUGCAACGAGUAGCAGCCAAUCGAGCUCGACGGACAACCAAAGUUUACAGCGUUUAAUGGCAACAACAUGGAGUUAUCAGGCAACUGCCAUAGAAGUGUGUGGCCAUGAAUAUCUCAAUGAUAUUUACUUUGAGGAGGAUGAAAAAGUUUACGAGGACUUAUGCUACGUCACGUUCUCGUCGAGUACAUCUAAGGUUACCACCGACAAUAAUGCAUGUCACAAUGAUCAUAUAAACACCAAAGAAGAGGAAGUCUACCAAGACUUGUGUGCUUUACAAAGGUCCAGUAGAAGUCAGAUCUCUUCGGCGACCAGUUUUGAGCAACGCGAUUAUGUCAUACGCGAACUGAUCGAUACCGAAUCGAAUUAUUUAGAUGUACUGAAUGCGUUAAAGACAAAAUUUAUGGCGCCACUCGAACGCUACCUUAACCCAGAAGAGAUUAGGCAAAUAUUUCCGCGCAUACGUGAACUCGCUGACAUACAUACAAAGUUUCUCGAAAAACUGCGCGAUUCUCUUUUGCCCACUACCAAACUGAAAAUGAGCCAGGUAUUUUUGGAGUUUCGUGAACCAUUUCUACUCUACGGCGAUUACUGUUCAUGUCUGUUGGGAGCCAUCGAUGCGCUGGCUGAUGUAUGCAAGAAGAAUCAGAUUAUAGAGCAACUUGUGCAGCAAUGCGAGCGAGAAUAUAACGUGGGUAAAUUGCAACUGCGCGAUAUUCUCUCCGUGCCUAUGCAGCGAAUUCUCAAGUACCAUCUACUAUUAGAUAAGCUAGUCAAAGAAACCUCACCGGUGCACGAAGAUUAUCGCGCAUUAGAGCGUGCCAAAGAGGCAAUGAUUGACGUGUCUCAAUAUAUCAACGAAGUAAAACGCGAUUCUGAUCACUUAGUGAUCAUACAGAAAGUUAAAGACAGCAUAGUCGAUUUGCAUCUCUUACCAAAUGGUAGCAACGAUCUCCUACAAUAUGGCCGUCUGCUGUUGGACGGUGAAUUGCAUAUAAAAGCGCAUGAAGAUCAGAAGACGAAGUUACGCUAUGCAUUCGUUUUCGAUAAAAUACUGAUUCUGGUAAAGCCAUUGCAUGCGAAGAUGGGCGACAUGCAGUAUACAUAUCGCGAUUCGCAUUACCUCUCUGAUUAUCGGGUGGAACAGAGUCAUACGCGGCGUACCUUGGGUAGGGAUACACGUUUCAAGUGCCAGCUACUGUUGGCGCGCAAAUCUGGCAAAACAGCUUUUACGCUCUAUUUGAAAUCGGAACCAGAGCGAGAUAAAUGGCGCAAAGCGCUCACUGAGGCGAUGGAGAACUUGGACCCACCUGGUUGUCGCAAUACAGACCACAAAAUGGAAAUUUUCACAUUUGAUGCGCCCACAACAUGCCGGCAUUGUUCAAAGUUUCUAAAAGGCCGAAUACAUCAGGGCUAUCGUUGCAAAGUAUGUGAAAUUGCUGUGCACAAAGGUUGUAUAUCGUCAACGGGCCGUUGCAAACAAAAUCCUCUCAGCAUACCGCCUCCAGUUUGCGAUCGUCAGCUUGCAGGGUUUAAUUGGUUUGUCGGCACAAUGGAUCGCGAAACGGCUGCUUCACGCUUGGAAAACCGUCGUGUCGGCACUUAUUUGCUGCGUGUGCGACCUCAAGGUGCAUCCAAUUCGCACGAGACUAUGUAUGCGCUGAGCUUAAAAACCGAUGAUCACAUUAUUAAGCACAUGAAAAUCAACCAAAAAACCGAGGGCGAUUCAAUACUCUACUGCCUUUCGUCGAGACGUCAUUUUAAAACAAUUGUCGAAUUAGUUUCGUACUAUGAACGCAACGAUUUGGGAGAAAAUUUUGCAGGUCUAAAUCAAUUGCUGCAGUGGCCUUAUCGCGAAGUGAUUGCCACCGCCGUUUAUGAUUUUGAUCCAAAUGGCAUAAAUCAGUUGCAGCUUAAGACUGGCUGUCAACUUCUGGUUAUUGGUAAGGAUGGCGAUAGUAAAGGCUGGUGGCGUGGAAAGAUUGGCGAUACGGUCGGCUACUUCCCUAAGGAGUACGUUCAAGAGCAUCCUCCGAUUAGCGACGAACUUUGAUAUUACAAUUAUGUAAUUUAUGUUGGGAACUCACUGGACCAACAUUCAAUUGCAUCGGAUAUUUCAAGUUUAGUGGACGAUAAUCUGUCGAUCAACGCUAGCUCUAGAGCUAUGGCGCCUAUUGCCGAGAACGAAUCACUCUGCUCUGGCGAAGAGUGCUAAGCAAAAAGCGAAAGCGAAGAAAUAAAAGAAUAUAAAAGUGUUUAGAGUUGAAAAAGGAUAAGGGAACGCCUUGAACAAAAGUCACAUUGCAUGUAUAAGUAGCAGUGGCAAAAGUGCAUGUACAAAAACAACUAUAGCAUAAUAAUCUUAUUAAUAAUUGUGCCAAUAGCUUUUUUAUACAAUUUUAAUUGCGUAUUUUAUAUUAUUAUAAUAUUUAUGAUGCAUGUCAUGUAUUUAUGUAUGUG